Messenger RNA from Labeo rohita (rohu), 3492 nucleotides. Its product is annotated as C2 calcium-dependent domain-containing protein 4C. The record is from RefSeq and is a predicted model, not a curated record. NCBI's taxonomy places the organism in Eukaryota, Metazoa, Chordata, Actinopteri, Cypriniformes, Cyprinidae. Bases 603 to 1853 code for a protein of 416 amino acids. The transcript is spliced from 3 exons.
GAAGUGUUAGCUUACGUUGGAGGGGAAAAACUCAACAUGUAUCUACAUUUCGUGUUGUGCCGAGACUUUGCACUUCUCCAUAGGUAGAACUACUACAUAUGAAGCAUCCUUAACCCAUUAUAACAAGGUCUUGCCCUCUAGACAGGAGUGUUGUUCUCAGCCACUCUUUGACUGCUGCGGAUUGGCGGGUCGAGCGAUUCAGACAAGAGGGUGAUAGGAAAAACUUGAAGUCUCCCAGGAGGGUAUGAGUGUGUCGCUGUCUCCAAGGAAACCAAUGACGGGGAAUGGAGUGUAACAAAAAAACCCUACUGUGAAAUGAUGCUCGGUUUCUCGGAAUCGAUACAUCUCUAAUCGGAAGAGCAUCGUUUCCUCUGAUUGGUUCGUUCGGGCGAGCGCGUCUGCAGUGGGACUAUAUAAGCGCAACAGGCGACCUGCGGAUCUGAACCUCUCUCACCGCAGCCCGGGGAAAAGACAGCACACACACUAAUGAACACUGAAGUGCCUGCGAAGGUGAAUACUGUGUGAGGAUUCGCAGAGAAGAGGAAAAGCAUUUGCAAAUCCAGCGACAGCACAUCACCCAGUGGGUUCAGCCCAGAGGGAUCAUGUGGGUUCUGGAGAAGAUCCGGGACUCAGUUGAAACAAAUGUUCUCCGCCAAGGAGAGGCUGGUGACAAGGGGAAGGCGCCUGUUUAUAGCAACGUCCUCACACCUGACAAGAUUCCAGAUUUUUUCAUCCCCCCAAAGCUGGUAAGCUGCCCACCGGAGACCGAAGCUUCUGACGUCAAGUCCAAAGAAACUCUGAGACCCUCGACAUCAGAGCAAACCAUCAGCAACAAGAAGAUCAGCAGCCCUCGAAGCCCACGACUGGUCAGCAAGUUGGCAGGAGACACCAAGAACUUGCUUAGAGCAGCUAACCGGCAUAUCAUUCAGAUUGAGAGUGCGGACGACGUCGUGGCGGGCGACACCAACGCUGACCCGCAAUCCCAGACUGCCAUGUCGCUUCCUUACAUUCCAAAGACUCAGACUUCUUACGGUUUCGCAACGUUGAUGGAGAGUCCCCACACUCGGCGAAAAGAGUCCUUGUUCCACUGUGACCACACCAGUCCAGUUACGUCACCCAAUACCCAACGCAAGUCCCAAGGGAAGAGCAGCAACGAGGGGAAUCACCUCAACCCUCCGGACUUUGGCACCUCGCACAUAAACCCCUACCGAUACUUCAGCGGUGGCGAGAGUGACACUUGCUCUUCGGCUGAGUCGUCCCCAUUCAGUUCGCCACUUCUCUCUCGUUCCGCUUCUUUACUGAAGAUCUUCACCCAUGAGACACAAGCCAAGGUUGCCAAAGGCAAGCGGACAUUUGCAAGGCAUAGCUCCCUGUCUACAGACGAGUGCAGCUCGGCAGAGCCCAGCCCUAAUGUUCCAAGACGGAGCCACUGUUCCUCCUUGCAAGGUGGUGGAGCUCUGGACCACCUUCAACACAAGGAGCACACCAUCAACAUGCACAAAGGCGGCACCGUCCGACUUUGCGCAGACUACGACGCCGGUACGGCCCGUCUGCGAAUCCGCAUUAUGGCGGCCGAGGACCUGUACGAUCCCGUGUUUGACAUUAAAAGCAUUAACUGUUGUGUGUCUCUCUACCUCAAUCCGGGCAAGCUGCAGAAGCAAAGGAGCACGAUAAUCAAGAACAGCCGCAAUCCUGUCUUCAACGAGGACUUCUUUUUUGAUUCGGUGACUUCGGCUCAGGUUAAGAACCUAGCUCUGAAGAUCAAGGUUGUGAAUAAAGGCACUAGCCUGAAAAGAGACACGCUGUUAGGCGAACGGGAGGUCCCUUUGUGCAAGCUCUUGUCUGGAUUUUAGGCCUUCGUGGAAUAAGGAAUAAGGUCAUCUGUAUUCUUCUUGAUAUUUGCUUCGUUGUCUUUCACGUAGCGGUGGUUAAUUUAGUAUUUACCCAGUCGGAAGCAACAACCACCACCCGCUCCAGAUCAAUGCAUUAGCAUAGCUUUAAAUUUGUUGCCUGUAAAUAUAAAAAGAGUCUUUUUGUAUGUUGCCUUCUGUAUUUUGGUUGUCCUACGCAUUUAGCCUAAUUAAGACCAAGCGUUUACCUUUUUGAUUGUAAAGACUUAUUUCCACAGAGCCGCAGUCCUUUGAAGCUACACAAUGGCCCUCUGUGCUAAUGUUAGCUUUGAUCCUGGAUGCAUCUGCUGGCUAAUUUGGAGGAUAAAUAACCAGACUGAACAAUGUUGUGUCACACUCCACGUGUCGGCGUCAGACUUUGGCGUAAACUUGUAAAUGCGAUGACGUAUUCUUGCAAAUGUGCAGAAUGUCAUUUGGUGAAACCCAGAAGCCUUACUGAAGAGCGAUUUUUGCAUGUUUAGAUUUGCUCAGAUUGGAUCAUCUGUGUCUAUUUGUUGGAAAUCAUUGUAUGAAAUGAGUGUUCUGGCUUCGACGCUCUGUCAAAAGCCUUUUAUGAAACAGGGUUCGUAUGAAAUACUUUCUUUGAAAGUCUUUCCAUGCACACUACUUACCCAGAGGAAAGUACUAAAUAAAACAACACCUCUUGUUAUAGGAGGAUCCAAAUUUCAAUCCUGUAGGCAAAAAAAAAAACGUAACGGUAAAAUUCAUCAUAAAAUCAAACGGCAAAGAAAACUGAAGUGUAUAUGCUGCAUGUGUCAUUAUGCAAAUGGAUGAUCUGACGUGCAAUUUGCGCUUUCAACAAACAGAAAUGGUAUUAAUAUAAUGAAUGGACGGAUGAAUGCUGGAUCUUUCUUUUCAGGCUUGAGAUAUUGUUUUUUUGGUAAAAUAAGACUAAGUAGCUAUUAAAUUAUUGGAAGGAAUAUCUACACUCCUUUGAUGAUUCAUAUUAAAUUAUAUAAAUUUAGUAAGCGGUUAUUUCCUUUCUGGCUCCGCUUUAUAGAUAAAGAGCCGAAAAGGCAUUUUUGAGGUAAUGAGGCAGCUAGUGCUCAUUAAAAUGCUAAAAAAACAUCAAAAAUGGCCCCAUUGAAACUAACUAAUAGCUGGGUAGGUUACAAAGGCGAUGCAGGGAAUGGACAAAAACAUUUCUAUAUUUACGAUCUGUGGAUUGUGCGGUAAUUAUUUGAGUGCAAAAAGCAUAUGAAGCUUUUCAUUUAUAUUCAAGUGUUUCAUUAAGUCUUAAAUUUCCUAAAAUGCUGGAGUCUUCCUGUUUUAACAGGUGUAUUUUGUAAAAUAAAAAAAGUGCCAAUCCUAUGUACUUGAUGUAGAAGUGAACCGUUCACCUGGCGUUUAGCGUGAUUUGUUCAUAGUGGAUCCCGUCAACUCUGAUGUUUGUAACGUGUGCAUGGAUAAUAUUUUCACUGUGGUAAUCAAGCUAAUAUAAUAUUUUUCCAAGUGUGAGCUGUUUGAUGGAGAUGUAAUUUUUUCUGCAUGGAUGUUCAACUGGUGUAUCUGUAUUUUAGAUGGACAGCUGGAGGUUUUGCAACUCAUGAAAGAAAUAAUAAAAAUAAUGCAUUUGUGGUCA